This is a messenger RNA of Eptesicus fuscus (big brown bat), 4198 nucleotides long. It is a transcript of the gene ADGRE1, whose product is annotated as adhesion G protein-coupled receptor E1. Gene Ontology annotation, molecular function: G protein-coupled receptor activity; calcium ion binding. The record is from RefSeq and is a predicted model, not a curated record. NCBI's taxonomy places the organism in Eukaryota, Metazoa, Chordata, Mammalia, Chiroptera, Vespertilionidae. Gene Ontology annotation, biological process: adenylate cyclase-activating G protein-coupled receptor signaling pathway; cell surface receptor signaling pathway. The transcript is spliced from 22 exons. Gene Ontology annotation, cellular component: membrane. Bases 1 to 2784 code for a protein of 927 amino acids.
AUGUGGACGUUCAGCCUGCUCCUCUUCUGGGGUUGGCAGCCCUGGUCAACACAGGCAGCUUUGGAUGCGAGUGAGUGUUGGGACACCACCACCUGUCCAGCUUAUGCCACCUGCACCAACACUGUGGGAAGUUACUACUGUACUUGUAAACGAGGCUUCCUGUCCAGCAACGGACUGACGCAUUUCAGAGGCCCAGGAGUGGAAUGCGAAGAUGUAGAUGAAUGUUCUUCAGGUCCCUCAAAAUGUGGUCCUAACUCAGUCUGCAAAAACCUGCCGGGGAGGUACAAGUGCAGCUGCUUGCCUGGUUUCUCUUCUUCCACCGGAGAUACCUGGAGCCAGGAAAAUCCAGGUUAUUUCUCCUGUACAGACAUCGAUGAAUGCCUCGACAGUGGAGUCUGCCCAGAGCAUUCUGAGUGUGCCAACUCUUUGGGAAGCUACAGUUGUCACUGCCAAGAUGGAUUCAUCUCUAAAAACUCUCUCUGUGAAGAUAUGGAUGAAUGUGCCGAUCCCAGAGCUUGCCCGGAGCAUGCGACCUGCCACAACAGUUUUGCAAGCUACUCUUGUGUCUGCAACCCAGGAUUUGAAUCCAGCAGUGGAAACAGGAGUUUCCAUGGCCCAGGGGGAAUGUGUGAAGAUGUGGAUGAAUGUUCCAGAAACUCGACUCUUUGUGGUCCCAAUGCUGUCUGCACCAACAUCCCGGGAGAAUACAAUUGCUCCUGCCUGCCUGGGUUCAUUUCGCCUGAUUUUUGGACCCCCAAGCAACCAGAGGCUUUCCAAUGUACAGAUAUUGAUGAGUGCCCGGAUAUGUGCCCUUUCAAUGCAACAUGCACCAAUACCCUCGGGAGCUACUUUUGUACCUGUCACCCUGGCUUUGCACCAAGCAAUGGGCGGCUGAACUUCACAGAGCAAGAGGUGGAAUGUAGAGAUAUUGAUGAGUGUGAGCAAGAUCCAUCACCAUGUGGCCCCAAUUCUGUCUGCACCAAUGCCCUGGGCUCCUACAGCUGUGGCUGCAUUGUGGGCUUUCGUCCGAAGCCGGAAGGCUCCUGGAAAUAUGGCAACUUCAGCUGCAAACGAGUUCCCUUCAAGUGUAAAGAAGAUGUGAUCCCCAACAAUAAACAGGUCCUGCUCUGCCAAGUGGGAGCAGCAGUGGAGCCUGCAGAUGUUUCUUUUUGUGCACUCAUGAAUGCCACCUUCAGCGUCCUGGAUGAGAACUGUGCAAAUAAAACCACUGCCGUUUCUCUGAAGAGUACGGCUGAGAGCUUUGCCUCUGUGCUUGAACAAACAUCCACGUGGUCCAACUUCACCAAAGACGAGACCUCCACGCUGGCCACUGUCUUACUGGAGAGUGUGGAAAGCACCACUUUGGCAGCUUUUCUGAAACCCUCAACGAAUGGCAGUCAGACUAUUCAGACGGAGCACUUGGAUAUUGAGAGCAAAGUUAUCAAGGAUGAAUGCGCUGAAGAGAAUGUGACCUUUUCCUUGAAAGCCAAAGGGGAUGAGAUGAAGAUUGGCUGUUCCACAAUCGAAGAAUCUGAAUCCACAGGAACCACUGGGGUGGCUUUUGUCUCCUUUGCGGGUAUGGAGUCUGUGCUCGAUGAGAGCUUCUUCCAAGACUCUCAGACACCCUUGACCAACUCCAAGAGGAAGUUGAAGAUGAAUUCUCGCAUCAUUGGGGGCGUCAUGACGGGGGAGAAGAAAGAUGGGUUCUCUGAGCCAGUCAUCUACACCCUGGAGAACAUCGAGCCGAAGCAGAAGUCUGAGAGGCCCAUCUGUGUUUCCUGGAGCACAGACGUGGGGAGCGGCAGGUGGACACCAUCUGGCUGUGUGGUCCUGGAAGCCUCCGAGAUGUAUACUGUCUGCAGCUGCAAUCGACUGGCGAACCUGGCCAUCAUCAUGGCUUCCGGGGAGCUCACGAUGGAUUUCUCCUUGUACGUCAUUAGCUACGUGGGCAUGAUCAUCUCCCUGGUGUGCCUCAUCUUGGCCAUCGCCACGUUCCUGCUAUGUCGUGCCAUUCGCAACCGCAACACCUACCUCCACCUGCACCUCUGCGUGUGCCUCUUCUUGGCCAAGUUUCUCUUCCUCACCGGUGUAGACAAGACCGACAACCAGAUAGGCUGCUCCAUCAUCGCGGGCUUGCUGCACUACCUCUUCCUCGCCUGCUUCUUCUGGAUGCUGGUGGAGGCCGUGAUGCUCUUCCUCAUGGUCAGGAACCUGAAGGUGGUGAACUACUUCAACUCCCGCAACGUCAAGAUGUGGUAUCUCUGUGCCUUCGGCUACGGGCUCCCGGGGCUGGUGGUGGCUGUCUCGGUCGGCGUGCAGCCGCAGGGCUACGGGAUGCAUAAUCGCUGCUGGUUGAAUACCGAGACAGGGUUUAUCUGGAGUUUCCUGGGGCCAGUUUGCACAAUCAUACUGAUCAAUUCCAUCCUCCUGACUUGGACUUUGUGGAUCCUGAAGCAGAAACUUUCCAGUGUCAAUGCUGAAGUCUCGACACUCAAAGACACCAGGUUGCUGACGUUCAAGGCCUUUGCUCAGCUCUUCAUCUUGGGGUGCUCCUGGGUGUUGGGCAUUUUCCAGGUAGGACCCAUCGCCAGUGUCAUGGCCUACCUGUUCACCAUCAUCAAUAGCCUGCAGGGAGCCUUCAUCUUCCUCAUCCACUGUCUGCUCAGCCGCCAGGUCCGGGAAGAAUACAGGAGAUGGAUCACCAGGAAGGCCAAACCCAGCUCCCAGUCCCAGACCUCAGGGGUCUUACUGUCCUCCAUCCCCUCCACUUCCAAAACGGCUUAAAGCCUUUUCUUGCUUUUCCAAUACGGUAUGGAGCAACGUUGGAGGAAAGCAAGUGUCUACAGGAGCCUGACCCCGAAAUCUUCUCUUCCUGGCUUAACGCAAAAACACAAGAUCACACCGGCCCAAGGACAUCCUGAGUGAUACAGAGCGCGGCUCGGUGGGCAGUCUCCCCAUCGUUUUGUGUUCCUGGUGGGAAGCGAGAGUUUCCGUUCCAGGUGACAAUUUCACCUCCUGUGUUCUGCAAAUCUUUGCCUUUCCAGGGUUUUGUGGAAAUAACCGAUCUCAGUGCAAUGGCACGAGCAAGACGAUCCGGCUACCAUUUGGGUUUUUUCUCAUGUUCAUUGGUGUGUGGCUCCAACCGUACCUCUCUAACACCUACCACGUGCCUGACACAGCGCAAUGCUCAGUAAAGGAUUUGCCACUUGACUGGCUUAUUACCCUUUGACAAAGACUAUUCCUACUUUCAAAGAAAUGGUCAGUAAAACUGUCACGACAGUCCCAGGGGGCAAACAAAGCACAGAGACAUACAGGCUACUUUGACAGAAGCACUGAGAGUUAUGUAGGUAAGUAGGAGUGGUUGGUGAGCAGGACUCCAACCUCUCGUGAAGGGGUUGAAGCACUUGAUGACAACAGCCUUUGGAAAGUGUUUUGGUGUCUUGGGACCUUUUAGAGAACCAACAUUUCCCUUCCUUCCAGGAACUUUUUUCUGAGUAGGCCAGGAUUUGCCCUGCUCACAAAGGUAUCACUGUCCCCCAUUGCUCUCCACCCCCCAUAAAGUCUGAAGUGCCAGGGAGAGAAGGAGAUGGAAAUUUUAACUGUAGAAAUCCUCCCUUCAGUGGCCUUUCCAGUACCUCCCUACUCAAAGUGUGGUCCAUGGAUCGGUAUCACCUCCUUAGAAAAGCAGGAUCUCAGAUCCCACACCAGAUAUGCACAGUCAGAACUUGAAUUUUACCGAGAUCCCCAGGGAAUUUGUGUAGUAUCCAUGAAUGAAUAUUCUAGAGUAUACUAGAAUAUACUUCUGCUUGCCAUGAUGAUAGCCAUAAAGGAAACAUCUUGAGUUUAGGACUUCUACCUGCCAUUCCCUCUUCAUAGGACACCUUUCCUGAAAAUUUGACAAAUUUCUGCCCUCACUUUGCGUCUCAGCUUAAUCAUCACUUCCACCAGGAAGCAUGCACUGAAUCUGAAGUAGGAUUAGAUGGCACCUCUCUGUGUCCCCUAAGGCUCCAUGCUUUUUAGCUUUGAAUUAGAAUUUUUCUAAGGUGUUUCCAACAUAGACUCCAUGGGUACAGAGGAUUAUACUUAGUAGAGUCUCCAUAAACAUAGGAUGAAUAAAUGAUUGCUCUCCAUUUUGAAGGCAAGGAACCUGAGACUCAGAGGUUAAGUAACUUCCUCAGCAUCACACAGCCACAGGUGG